AUGCUCUUGAUCACACUUUUCACCAAUAUCAUUGGUGUGGUGACCAUUGCUCUUGUAUCCAUAGUUUCCAUCUUGGGCAUAAUCUGUCUAAGCCGAUCAGUGCAUUUUCAACUUUGGAUCAAAACGAGAGGCUACCAACGUCUUAGCUAUUUCAAUGGGCCAUGGCUUACACGAAUAACACUAAUAGUGGUAGCAUUCUGGUGGGGUAUCGGAGAAGUACUUCGGCUCACUUUUGUGAAUGGAGAAGGAAUGUUUACUUCUGACCGUACAUGGCAAGCUAAUGUCUGCAAAUUCUACAUCAUCUCAAAUUUGGGAUUUGCGGAGCCAGGAUUAUUCUUGUUGCUCGCUUUCCUUCUCAGUGCAGCUUUGCAGAAGCAAGAGCUUGGAACCUUAAACCACAAAUGGAAUCGGAAGACUAUACGUGCCAUGCUUAUUAUCUGCUUCCCUUCACUUCUCUGGGAAGCUUGUGUUGUUUUUAUUGGUCCUCGUGUUGCUUCAGAUGAUGGGCAGACAUCAAAUCUUGCAAAGUACUGGUAUUCAGCCUCAGCCGACCACCAGGGCAAUGUUGCAUGCACAUACCCGUUGCUCAGCAGCAUAUUUCUUGGGGCAUUCUACAUCAUCUUAAUCAUUUAUGUGAUGUUUGUUGGAGGUCAGAUGUUAUCAUUGGUGAUCAACAAGGGGCUUCGGCGGAGGAUAUAUAUGCUAAUAUUUGCUACCUCGAUAUUACUUCCUCGAGCCGCACUUCUUGGGCUCUCUAUUGUUCCAUGGCCAGGUGAAAUAGCCCAUGAAUCUCUUGUGUUCGUCUCCUUUCUGGUGUUGAUGUUUGCUGCCAUGGUCGGUAUUGUGAUUCUGGUAUAUUUCCCGGUUGCUGAUACCUUAGGAGCUCAAGAGCAUGUUGAGAUGCAAGCAAGACAGGCAAUUAUGUUAUGA
This is a messenger RNA of Lolium rigidum, 930 nucleotides long. RefSeq lists its product as uncharacterized. Lineage: Eukaryota; Viridiplantae; Streptophyta; Magnoliopsida; Poales; Poaceae. The transcript has a single exon. Bases 1 to 930 code for a protein of 309 amino acids. The record is from RefSeq and is a predicted model, not a curated record.